AUUUAACAACCUUCAGGUCGCCCAGGGAGUGAGACAAACAGGGUCCUCAGGCCAGAAAAUUGCAUCAAUCAAACCGCAUGAAUAAGUUUUCCCCACGGACCAAGUGGAUCCUCUUAUCACGAACCAUCGGGGCCAAAAGGGCCAAGUGCCAACGAUGAUUGGCUUUACCCCUGAACCCCGUUGCCUUUUCCAGGCGGAGUCAUCUCCCAAAGCAGUUUAAGGCGUUGUCAAUAGCUUCGAGGUUAUCCCGAAUGGGUAAUCCUCUAGUCUUGCUGUAGGCUGAAAAAAGGCCGACCACCGCAUGCCCAGGAUCCCUUUUUGGUCUUGCCUCUGCCUCUUUCUUCGUCUUCCUCUUCUGUUUCCUUUCCUUCUUCUCUUUCUCCCAUCUUCAGGCUCCAAUUCUCGCCUGUGGAUCGUGGUGUUUCCUCACUUUCAGUCAUUCGUUUUAAUACUCACCCUAGUCUUUCGUUUCUUGACCUACUUCCGUAGUGUCAAUCAAGCUCUCUACCGGUCCGAACCACGAUCAGUACCGUAUAUAAGUUCAAUAUAAGAUAAAAAGAAAAUACAACUAGUCCAAAAUGAAGCUCACUAUCUCGUCGUCCGUACUUCUCGGGCUCAUUGUCGCCGUCGAAGCUGCCAAGCACGGACACGGGCACAUCCACAAUCACCAACGAGAUGUGAACUCCGCCGCAGAAGUGGAGGCACCACUGGAGAAGCGAGGAGGAAGCUGUGAAUUCCCCAAGGAUGCCGGUUUGGUGGCCGUCACUCCGAACCUCAAGAAUGCCGGUUGGGCCAUGAGCCCGGAUCAACCAUGUAAGCCGGGUAAUUACUGCCCGUACGCUUGCCCUCCUGGUCAGGUGUCCAUGCAGUGGGAUCCUGAGGCUACCUCGUAUAGUUAUCCCAUGUCAAUGAAUGGCGGUCUCUACUGCGAUGAAGAUGGUAAAAUCCAGAAGCCAUUCCCUAACAAACCCUACUGUCAGGAUGGUACUGGUGCUGUGGGCGCGCGCAACAAGUGUAAAAGCCAGGUCUCGUUCUGUCAGACCGUCUUGCCUGGCAAUGAAGCCAUGUUGAUUCCGACCCUGGUCGAGGAGCUGGCCACGCUCGCUGUGCCUGAUCUCAGCUACUGGUGUGAGACUGCCGCCCACUUCUACAUCAACCCUCCCGGCUACGAUCCUGAGACCGCGUGUGUCUGGGGGACCUCGGACAAGCCCUUAGGCAACUGGACGCCUUAUGUUGCCGGUGCCAAUACUGACGGCGACGGAAACACUUUCGUCAAGAUUGGUUGGAACCCAAUCUAUCUGGAGCAGACUACCCCCUUCCGUGAUGUGGUGCCCGAUUUCGGAGUCGAGAUUGAGUGCGAGGGUGAUGGCUGCAAUGGUCUGCCAUGCAAGAUCGACCCGGCGGUUAACAAUGUCAAUGAGGUUACUGGUAGCUCUUCAACGGGCGCCGGUGGUGGUGCGUUCUGUGUGGUGACGGUGCCGAAGGGUGAGAAAGCCAAUAUUGUCGUAUUUGAAAAGAGUGGAAGCAGUGGUGGGGGAUCUUCUAGUUCCACGGCCGCUUCCACUAGCUCCAGCACUGUCAGCAGCAGCUCUUCCUCCACCGUCAAGACCACGAGCAGCACUAGUACCACAAGCAGCACAAGCAGCACUACUUCGACGAGUCCAUCCACAACAGUGUCCAGUACCCCAACCCCGACCUCAACGGCCACUUCAACUCUCAUCUCACCCCCCAGCGUGACCCCUAGCGUGUCCCGCUCUUCCGGCUGGGUUUCUAGCUCAGCUCUGGCCUCGAGCGGCUGGCCUAGCCAAAGCCCACAGGUGCUGGCGGAGACCGAUGCCCAAUCAUAUGCGAUGUCCACCGAUGGAGCAGCUGCGUCAUCUCCCUCUCCGACCCAAGUCGACAAAGAAAAUGCGGCAUCCACUGCGGGCGCGUCUAUGUUGAGCUUGGUCGUUGGCCUCAUCGCUGCAAUGGUGCUAUAGACACCACGUAAGACGCACGCAAUUCUUUUCACCAUUUUCACUUCUCACUACUAUUUUUUUAUUACCUUCUUAACUCCGGGAUACCCGUUUACGAUUUGAUGUUUGUGUGAUUAUUAUUAUUAUUAUUAUUAUUAUUGAUUGACUGAUUGUAUACGAUUCGCUCUUCAGCAUUUCAUACGAUUGAUGGGUGGAUAUUUUAUUUUAUUCUAUGUGAGAACUUAUAUUACUACUAUAAUAUACAAGUCUAUUGUAUAUUUUUCACUUGCAAAUAGCGUUUGAAUAUUAAAUUCUGGAAUUCACAACAUCUCUGCACGGG
Molecule: messenger RNA, 2295 nt
Organism: Aspergillus pseudonomiae
Lineage: Eukaryota; Fungi; Ascomycota; Eurotiomycetes; Eurotiales; Aspergillaceae
Product: SUN domain-containing protein
Exons: 3
Coding region: 579-1979 (466 amino acids)
Source: RefSeq, a predicted model, not a curated record